Molecule: messenger RNA, 444 nt
Organism: Coprinopsis cinerea okayama7#130
Lineage: Eukaryota; Fungi; Basidiomycota; Agaricomycetes; Agaricales; Psathyrellaceae
Exons: 2
Coding region: 1-444 (147 amino acids)
Source: RefSeq, a predicted model, not a curated record
AUGAAGCUGGGAGAGAAGGUGGGAGAAGGAGCUAAGUCUACAAUCCCUACGGUAGACGACAGGGCAAAGCGGGCUCUUGCGGCAGCAAAGGUCAUUUAUGCUACGUACAAGCGUGUCAUAGGACCAGGCCCAGAGGAGUACGCAAGGAGUGUCUGUCGGCAACUCUUCAAAGACUACGAGGCGGGGCUCUCUGAAGACGAAGCCAAGGCGACGGCUUCGUAUCACGCAAAUCGUCUGGAGACUCUUAGGAAACAGAUCUCCAUUCACUAUGACACUGUCUACAAUCUGGCCGGUGCUGGGGAUUUGAUGAGAAACGUCGAAGUGAUGCUCAAAGAAGUCGCAGACGCCGUGGUUCUCGUGGAGGACAUUGAUGCUCUGGUACACAGUGGAGUAGAGACCCUUAUAACCGCAUACAGAGGAAACGAGCUUUUAUUCCAGCAGUAG